This is a messenger RNA of Sorghum bicolor (sorghum), 447 nucleotides long. Its product is annotated as vegetative cell wall protein gp1-like. NCBI's taxonomy places the organism in Eukaryota, Viridiplantae, Streptophyta, Magnoliopsida, Poales, Poaceae. The transcript is spliced from 3 exons. The record is from RefSeq and is a predicted model, not a curated record. The coding region runs from base 1 to 447 and encodes 148 amino acids.
AUGGCCUCCCAUCUGUGCGACUGUGUCCGCAGGAAAUCCCCACUCGCCUCCCCACCCGCGUCCGCGCCUCCACCUACGCAUCCGUCGCCUCCGCGCCACACCCGCGUCGCAGGCCGCCUCCGCGCCGCGCCCGCAUCCCAGGCCGCCUCCGUGCCCGCGUCGCCGCCCGCCCCCGCGCCGCGCAGCCCGCCUCGCCGCCCCCGUGCAGCCAUCCAGAGGCAGAUCCACCUCGCCGGCGCCUCCCAGCCAGAAGCGGAGGCAGAUCCGCCGAGGAGUUCCUCAGAGCCGUGCUUUUCCUCCGACGCCACACUGAGCUCCUUCUCCCAGCCGCACGCGUCCAAGGAGAUGGCUUCGACGCGUGGAGAUGGCUUCGACGCGUGGGGCUCGCAGCCGCCGUUGAGCGAACUGUCGGAUCUCGACCUCAACUCGACGUGUAUGUUUGAGUGA